Messenger RNA from Thermothelomyces thermophilus ATCC 42464, 2230 nucleotides. RefSeq lists its product as uncharacterized. Gene Ontology annotation, cellular component: nucleus. Gene Ontology annotation, molecular function: ATP binding; DNA helicase activity; hydrolase activity, acting on acid anhydrides, in phosphorus-containing anhydrides. The record is from RefSeq and is a predicted model, not a curated record. The coding region runs from base 316 to 2190 and encodes 624 amino acids. Lineage: Eukaryota; Fungi; Ascomycota; Sordariomycetes; Sordariales; Chaetomiaceae. Gene Ontology annotation, biological process: establishment of sister chromatid cohesion; nucleobase-containing compound metabolic process. The transcript is spliced from 2 exons.
AAAAAACAUGGGCAUGACGAACCACUGGACUAACUUUUUCAGAUCUACUAUACUUCGCGCACCCACUCGCAGCUGACACAGUUCAUCUCGGAGCUGCGGCGGCCGGCGUUUCCCGCGUCGAUUCCAGACGGGGUGAUAUCCUCCAGCGGAAGAGGUGAUGAGAAGCCCGGAAAAGAAACAGUCAAGCAGGUUCCCCUAUCAUCGAGGCAGAAGCUAUGCAUCAACCCUUCGGUUGCGCGGCUCGGGUCGCUAUCUGGCAUCAAUGACCGGUGCACCGAGCUUCAGCAGUCAGCGGCCAAAGAGAGAUGCCCGUUCAUGCCGAAUAGCGAGAACCUAAAGCAGACACAUGAGUUCCGGGACGCAGCGUUGGCGACAGUUCCCGAUAUCGAAGACCUGUACCGCGUUGGCAAGGAGCUGCAAGUGUGUCCGUACUACGCCUCUCGGACUGCAAUCCCCGGGGCCGAAGUCGUCACGCUGCCUUACCCCCUCUUGCUGCAGAAGAGCGCCAGAGAUGCCCUCGGCAUCACACUCGAAGGAAACGUUGUCAUUAUCGACGAGGCACACAACAUCAUGGACGCGGUUGCCAAUGUCUACGCUGCCGAGAUCUGCUUGAGUGAGCUGCGGCGAGCGAGGCAGAUGCUGGGAAUCUAUGUGAAACGGUUCGGCAAGAAGCUGAAAGGGGAGAACCGUGUUAUGGUUGCGCAGGUGGGCAGGGUGGUCGAGUCACUAAGCGAAUGCCUGAACGGGCAGCUCAGUGCCAAGGGAGACCAAGGUAUUGUCGACCCGAACACGGUGUUGAAGGCGCGCGGCGCAGACCAAAUCAAUCUGUACCAACUGAUCAAGUACAUUCAGGAAUCCAAGCUGGCAUACAAGGUCCAAAGUUACCUCGCCCACACAGAAAACGACCAAGAAGCUUCAUCUGCGGGGGGCGGCGAGCGCGGAUCGUCGUCAACACCGGUGCUCCAUACUCUUGUAUCCUUCUUGACCGCACUUACAAACCUCAGUGCCGAGGGUCGGAUAUUCUACGAAAAGCUCGCCGAGAACCAGGGGGAUAUCAAACUCUCCUACCUCUUACUGUCUCCGACGCAUGCCUUCUCAUCCAUCGCAUCAGCGGCAAGAGCUGUCAUCCUCGCCGGGGGUACAAUGUCACCGUUUGAAGACUACAAGAUGCACCUCUUCCCAGCUUUGCCGUCACACAAGAUCACCACUCUGAGCUGCGGCCACGUUAUUCCGGCGUCCAACCUCUUUUGCUGGACUCUCUCCUCCAUUAAGCCAACUCCGUCAGGCGAUCCGAGCGCUUCGGACUGUUUCGAAUUCAGUUUCCAAAGACGCCAGGAGCCAGCCAUGAUCCGCCAACUCGGCCUUGUCCUCCUCAACAUCUGUUCUGUCGUCCCGGACGGGGUGGUCGUCUUCUUCCCGAGCUACGGCUACCUCGACCAGGUCGUGGCCGCAUGGCAGACGCAGGAAGCCGGAACAGGCGCCACCACCACCACCACACAACAACCAACGCUGUGGGACCGCCUCGCCGCGAAGAAGGCCGUCUUCCGGGAGACCAAGGGGGCCACCAGCGAGGACAUCCUCCAGCAAUACAGCACCGCCGUCCUGUCGCCGCGGCAGCCCGAUAGGAGGAACCCAGCCGACAAGCCUCCUCCGCCGGGUGGGCGGGGCGCUCUCCUGCUCAGCGUGGUGGGCGGCAAGCUCUCGGAGGGCAUCAAUUUCUCCGACCGGCUGGGCCGCUGCGUCGUCGUGGUCGGCCUGCCCUACCCCAACGUCCACGCUCCCGACUGGAAAGCGAGGCUCGAGUACGUCGAGUCGACGGCGCUGGCACGGCUCGUCGGUGGCGGCGGCGAUGGCGGUGAUGGCGGUGAUGAUGAUGAUGGCCAACCGGGAGGAGCGAGAGAGGAGGCGGCGGCGACGGCGGCGCGGGCGCAGGCGAAGCAGGCGGCGAGGGAGUUCUACGAGAACACGUGCAUGAGGGCGGUGAACCAGAGCAUCGGGCGGGCGAUCCGGCACCGCGGGGACUACGCGGCGGUGGUGCUCGUCGAUCGGCGGUUUAGCACGGAGCGGAUCAGGGGGAAGCUGCCCGGCUGGAUCCGGGCGGGAAUGGUGCAGGGUGCGGAAGCGAAAGGGCUGCAGGGGCUUAUGGGGGGAUUAAACCUGUUCUUCAAGGGAAAGAGGGAGCAGGCGUGACGUUGGAGAAUGGGUAAUAAUCGGGAAGAAGGGUGAGGAG